GUACGCGAUAAAGGCUCAGAGCUCGUUGAGAUUUCCUCCAAUGGCCUCUCUGUCUCAAGGUCUCAGUGCCUUAUCUUCUUCGUCGAUUGAAAAUGCUAGAUUUGACCAGAUUUUGUGUCAAUGACGACGAAGGGUCGUGCAGCCGUUCAAACUGUACAGCUCGUAUAUGAAGAAGAAGGUUGAUUUCUCACACUUAUCUUCUUCCCCUUCGCCGGAGUCGGCAAUCAUAACGGUGGCAGCGGGGAUCGGGUAUGCCUUGCUGGCAUUAGGACCUUCCCUCGCUCUCUUCGUCACUGUCAUCUCCAAAAAGCCAUUUCUGAUCCUCACCGUCCUCUCAAGUACUCUGCUAUGGCUGGUAAGCCUAAUCGUGCUGUCUGGAUUCUGGCGCCCAUUUCUCCCUCUCAACUCCGCCGCUUCCUGGCCGUUCGCCGUGCUUAUUAUCACCUCCGUCGCGUUUCAAGAAGGCCUCCGGCUGCUUUUCUGGAAAGUUUACAAGCGAUUGGAAGAUAUGUUGGAUGCGUUUGCAGACAGGGUAUUGAAGCCACGGUUGUACCCUACUGAUAAGAUGCUAAUUGCUCUGGCUGGCGGUUUAGGUCAUGGUGCAGCUCAUGCUGUCUUCUUCUGUCUGAGUGUUUUAACUCCAGCAUUUGGUCCAGCGACAUUCUUCACUGAUCAAUGUCCGAAGCUACCAUUUUUCCUUGUUUCGUCAAUUAUUGCUCUCGCGUUUGCUACAAUUCACACGUUCUCGAUGGUGAUUGCCUUUAAUGGCUAUUCAGAUGGGAAUAAGGUGGACCAGCUUUUUGUCCCUGUGGUUCAUCUUGUCGCGGGAAUGGUGGUAAGAACAUGUUGCGGAGUUACUACUGCAAUUUCUGGAAAACAGUUCUUCCUGUGCCUCCUCGUAACUAUAGUGCAUGUUCGUAUACAAUUAUAUCAGAAUUACUUUUGCUUAUCGUCAUGACUCUCAAUCAUGAAGAUCUGAGCUAAAACCGCGAUCUUCUAAGUCUGAAUCGAGGUUAUAUCAGUCAAGAAGUGCAUGUCCAAGAUUUGCAGUUGAUGUUCUAGAAGCCAAAGUAAGAGACUCUACAAAUAACAUCUGUAACUCAAACAGAUGUUCUAGAUACUCAAUAUAAUUCAGUUCAGCAAAAGGCUGUCCAUUAGAGCAAAUUCCAGAAACAAUCCACAAAGCUUGGACUUGAAGAAGGUUAAUGGGAAGAAGGUGAAUGGGAGCCCCAGAGUGGAGGGAGGAGCUCCGUCUGAUAAUUACAAAGUGGAUCACAGUCCCCUAAUUGCUUGAUGGGAAGAUUCGUGGAGGACAGGCUGGUUUACAGGCAGAGUUUCAUUAUCAGUUACUAUGAAAUUGGACCUGACACAACUGCUACCAUGGAGACAUUGAUAAAUCUCCUCCAGCAACGGUGAGGGAUUCAUUUCGUGAUCGGUGAGAAGGCUACUGAUAAGGCAGUUGUGAUAAGGAAAACCAUGACGUUCGAAGGGUAAAGCCAGGAAGGAUUUACCUUCUGUUCAAUAUGCUUCCUGGAAGACCAACACGUCUGGGAAAUCUUUCUAAAUUUGAAGGCACGAUCAGCAACAACUCUUAAGCAGGUAUAGAUCUGUGUACACAGAGCUUUUGAGCUUUGUCCUGAGCAUUUGUAAGGGCUAUCUGUUACUAGAAAUCCAUGAGAAGCUUAGCUUACGAACAAUGUGAAGCAACAUGCGACCCUUUGCUUUUUGUUGUAAUUAAGUGGUUCGAAUGGGCUGUGUGUGCAUGGUUGCCAGUUAAUGAAGGAAAGUUGGAGCUAAGAGGAGUUGCAAGUGGGAGUUUUCGUCGCUAAUGUACUGUUUUGUUGUAGUGUCAUAUCACAUAUGAUGUUGUAAAAAAUGUCACUAUUUGUUUCAACCACGACACGUUUGACAUGUCACAGUAAAUGUCACUAUUGGUAUCAGCUAUGACACUUUGGAAUGUUCUGAAAAAUGUCACUAUUUGUAUUUACUAUGUCACAUUGAAAUG
Molecule: messenger RNA, 2005 nt
Organism: Linum tenue
Lineage: Eukaryota; Viridiplantae; Streptophyta; Magnoliopsida; Malpighiales; Linaceae
Source: the annotation of a GenBank genome assembly